AUGACAGUUCAACCACAGACAGAUAUUAUAUAUCCUAUUAAACAGAACUCAUCAAUAAUAGCAGGAUUUGGAAGAGGAUCAUCAGAAUUAGGUAUUCCAACAGCAAAUGUACCUAUUAAUGAAGAACUUAAUAAAUUAUCAACUGGGAUUUAUUAUGGAUGGUGUAAAUUAAUUCCAUUAACUUCACAAUGUGAUGAAAUUAAAAAAAGAAUAGAUGGUAAAGAAGUUUUAUUUAAUCAUGGAAAUAAUUUAACUAAUGAAGAAAUUAAAGUAUUUCCAAUGGUUAUGUCAAUUGGUUGGAAUCCUUAUUAUCAUAAUAAAGAUAAAACUGCUGAAGUUCAUAUAAUUCAUAAAUUUAAUAAAAAUUUUUAUGGUUCUAAAAUUGAAUAUGUUGUAUUGGGAUAUAUUAGACCAGAAUUGAAUUUUAAUUCUGUUGAUGAAUUAAUUCAAACUAUUAAUGAUGAUAUUAAAUAUGCUAAAGAUAAAUUAGAAAAUGAUGAUAAAAAUGGUAAUGAAUAUUUUUAA
Messenger RNA from Candida tropicalis MYA-3404, 525 nucleotides. Its product is annotated as riboflavin kinase. Gene Ontology annotation, biological process: FMN biosynthetic process; riboflavin biosynthetic process. The coding region runs from base 1 to 525 and encodes 174 amino acids. The record is from RefSeq and is a predicted model, not a curated record. Gene Ontology annotation, molecular function: riboflavin kinase activity. The transcript has a single exon. Lineage: Eukaryota; Fungi; Ascomycota; Pichiomycetes; Serinales; Debaryomycetaceae. Gene Ontology annotation, cellular component: mitochondrion.